AUGUAUCGCUCCCUGUACGCCUUCCGAUCCACGGAGCCGAACUCUCUCCACUUCGCUGCCGGGGAAAGCUUUCUGAUCCUGGAGAGGAGCAACAAGCACUGGUGGCUGGGCUCUCGUUGCAGCUCGGGCGAAACCGGCUACAUCCCCGCGUCCUACAUCGAAAAAAUCCAGGCUCCAGAGCAGGACGAGGUCAUACAGUCCAUUGAUAGAGCCAUUGAAGGUAUCCAUAAUGUGGCCAUGAAAAAUGGAGGCAAAUAUAAUUUGGAGCAGCGAGAUGUUCUACAAAAGUUGAUCCAUCACAGAAAGGAAACUCUUGCGCGGCGAAGUUCAACUCCCUCUAGUAACAAGCAAAGCCUCCCGUCUUCUACCAGUGAAAUAUCUCUCAGUCAAACCCCUCUACCACCCAACGGCCUCAACCGAGAUUAUGGACUACAGGGCAGCAUGCCAUUGUCAGGAAGUUUGGACAAUAUGCAAGGCGAACAGGGGUUUUACCAGGUGCCUCCUCAACCCCGCCGUGCUGCCCCCAUCACCCCACCUCCCCCUGAGAAACAGAGAGGCAGCCGACAACCGGAUGUUCCCUCCAGAUUGUCUUCCCUUCCUCCGUCCCCUGGACCCUCCCUCUCAACAAGCACCGCCUCCCUAGACUCUGGAUCCUCCCACUCACCGGUAUCAUCUGAUGUUAGCCUGCCAAGUGUGGCCAGCACCCCUCCUCCUCCAGUGCCAAGCCGUGUUAAGCAUCCUCCACCUGCGCCAGACGUGCCACCCGCUGGCUCCUCUCCCCAGCCGGCCCCAGGAAAGAAGAGCCCAGCGCCACAGCCCCCCCAGCUGACUCCCCCAUCUCUCCCAGCCACAGUAGAGGACCAGCCAGAGAACGAAUGGCCUGUUGCCCCUCCCUCUAUUGCUGAAAGCCCACCGAGCAGCCCCACUAGCUCUGAAUCUGUUCCACUGUCGACUGGGGCUGAGCUCAUUGAGUUGGUGCGGAGGAACACUGGUCUGAGUUAUGAGCUGUCACGGGUCGCUGUUGGUGUGGUCGUGGGUCAUCUACAGACCACUUUACCUCAAGCUUCCUCUUCCUUGGAGAAAGUCCUCCUCUCAUUGGUGGAGAGCAAGGAUUUGAGUUCAGCGCUGCCACAGGGGCAGGUGUGCUAUGAUGAACAACGACUGGAGGUGAUCUUCAGCGACCUUGCCCGUCACUGUGAUGACUCCCAGCAGCGUAGCUGGGCUCUUCAUGAGGACCAUGCGCUAAUCACAUGUUACUUGGAGGAGCUGCUUAAGAUAUUGACUGAUGCAGAUCCAGAGGUGUGUAAGAGGAUGUGCAAGGCCAAUGACUCUGAGCCAGUGUUAUCACUUGUGACAUAUUACCAGAUGGAGCAUCGUGUUUCUUUGCGUCUGCUGCUUCUCAAGGUGAUUGGGGCAAUGUGCAGUCUGGAUGCUUCCCUCAUCUCCACCCUUCUCAACUCCAUCCUUCCCAUGGAGCUGGCAAGAGAUUUACAAACUGACACACAAGAGCACCAGAAGAUGUGUUACACCGCCUUGGUACUUACCAUGAUAUUCUCAAUGGGAGAACAGGUGCCAUAUCAUCACUAUGAACACUUGAAUGCUGAGUUUGUUUGCUUCCUUCUGAGUGUGGUGGAGGAAGGACUUCCAUCUGACACCACAGAGCAGCUUCCUGAUCUCUUCUUGAAUCUUCUCCUGGCCUUCAAUCUUCACCACACAGUGCCCUGCACCAAUGUGAUUAUGCAGGAACUGAUUAAGAAAAAUGUGAAGAUCCUUUCAGAGAAAGUACUGCUGCUACUGAACAGAGGAGAUGACCCAGUAUGUGUCUUCAAACAUACCCCACCUGCCCCACAUUCAGUGCUCAAGUUUCUGCAGGAUGUUUUCACCGGCCGAGAGUCUGCUGAUAUCUUCUACAGCACUGACAUGAUGGUGAUGAUUGACAUUGCUGUUCGACAAAUAUCUGACCUCUCGCCUGGAGACAAGUUGAGGAUGGAAUAUCUCUCCCUCAUGCACUCCAUCAUGCGCUCGACUGACUACCUAGAGCACCGGCAUCGCUUCUGUGAUCUGCAGUCAGCUCUGCAGAGGAUUCUGAGAGAGGAGGAUGACCCAGGAGAGGACGACGGCAGUGCCACAGCUAAACAGAUGGAUAAGCUAAUUGUACAAGAGAUCUAUAGGGAAUUCCCACAGAUCAGUGAGAACUAGGACUAAACAUAUCAGUAUCAAGCUCCCACACUGUAUUCUGUUCCUUUAAAAUUGCAGGGUUGUCUAGUCUGUUGCCUACCAACAUGGGGAUCACCACUUCAAAUCCUCGUGUUACCUCCGGCUUGGUCGGGCGUCCCUACAGACACAAUUGGCCGUGUCUGCGGGUGGGAAGCCGGAUGCAGGUAUGUGUCCUGGUCACUGCACUAGCGCCUCCUCUGCUCGGUUGGGGCACCUGUUCAGGGGGAGGGGGAAUUGGGGGGAAUAGCGUGAUCCUCCCACACGCUAUGUCCCCCUGGCGAAACUCCUCACUGUCAGGUGAAAAGAAACGGCUGGCGACUCCACAUGUAUCGGAGGAGGCAGGUGGUAGUCUGCAGCCCUCCCCGGAUCGGCAGAGGGGGUGGAGCAGAGACCAGGGUGGCUCGGAAGAGUGGGGUAAUUGGCCAAGUACAAGUGAGGAGCCCCCCACCCCAAAAAAAUCGCAGGGUUGUAGUCACGUGAACUGAUAUCAGCCUGUUGUGUUUUCCUGUGCCAAUUUGUUUGCAGAUGAAAGAAUUUGUUUCAAAACUGUGUCCCCUGACUCAGUUUAAGACUCAUUAUAAACUUAGCUCUGGGAUAAAAGAUGUAAUGUUUUGUUUUGGGUUUUUUUUAAUGUUGACUUCACAUUAAGUCUUGCAUUUUAUUCCACGACUUUCCCUUGUGGUAGUCUCUAAAUGUUAGGGUUGAUCCUUCAGUGAAUUUGGAGUAGGGAAAGAAUGUGACCCAUGGAAAAAAAAAAAUGAAGUUCAGCUGUACUUGGAGAGUAAACAUAGCUGAGGUUGAUCAGGCCAGCCUGUGCUUGGCCCUCUUUUAAGGGAACAAACUACUGUGUGUUGCUGACAGCAUUGUUUUCUUCAUAGAGUACUGUACUGUGUAACCCUAUUCUUCUUUCAGAGUAUUCAUAUCUCGCACUAUUACUCUGUUACUCUGAGAACUUUACGAAAAAGUUCGAUGAGUUACCUAAUAUAGUGAGAACAGCCUAAUUUGAUUAAGUUGUUUGAAUUACUAAGCUUUGAGCUGAGUAACUUAGUAUUUAUUGAAAUGAUGAAGCUGCUAAGUAAUGAGACUCCUUUAAGCCAACCGCUCUGUGUCUGACUCGGCAUCGCUUUCCUUGUACUCGCGCCUGAAAAUCUAAUGUAGGUUGAUCACUUCAUAUGUAGCUAUGAAAAAUAAGCAGUUUCUAAAAUGUCAGAGGUGACCCACUGCUUUCACACUUCUUCUUUCCGUCGUCGUUUCAGGUAUUGGAAAAUGUAUCUAUACAUUGAUAGUGGAUUUAGCUGCUGCAGUACUGACUAACUAACAUUUGCUGUAAUGUCUUGGCUUAUAUGGCUGCCAUUAAUACUAUGAAAGGAAAAAGUAUUCCACUCUUAAUGUCAGAAAAAAAUGUACUCUCAAGCCGAUGCCUUUGACAUCAAGGCAAUUUAAUGUUUACCCUCAGUAAUAGUCUAGAUAAUUAAUACUUUUCAGGUAAGAAGAUUAUUCUGAUUUAUAUGUUUGAGGUUGGAAAAAUGGGGGGAAUGUUGUUUUUUGUGGUGUCCUCCAUCAUUGAGCUCUCUACCCUGUCCCCUUGCUUCUUCAUUUCUCCUUAAAUUCAAUUGACUACAGGUCCUGCUGUGUCACACAACAGGAAAUGUAGGCCAUUCGUUUUAAUUUACCUCCUGCUGUUGGUAAUCUAGCAGCAAGUAUACGUGUCCUUUUUUUUGCCACUGUCUCGUUUUUGUUUACGGUACUUGGUCAUUCAUUUCCCAUCUUUCACGCUAUCUGAGCUUUUCUGAUCCCUUACACACCUUCCUCUUGAAACAGUUUUUAACAAGACGCACAUACAUUUUUUCAUUCAAAUGAAGCAAUAUCUGUAUAUUUUUUUUUAAGUUAGUGUUCAAGCAUUGACACUCGUGAGUGUGUGCCUGCACCUAUAUUGUGGGUUGUUUACAUUAUGUGUAUGAGAAAGAGUGCUGAGUGGUUUCACCUCAUGGUUAUAUUUGCCCGUAGAACCCCCUUCCCUUCUGAACUACCACUGUGUUAUCUUAAAACUAAUAAAACUAUAUUUUCCCAAUGGAGAUGUUCAGAGUUAAUGUUAUGGAGAGGGUCCUAUUAAAAUGUAUUUUCUUAAUGUUUACAAUAUAAUAAUAAAAAAAUCUU
This is a messenger RNA of Lampris incognitus (smalleye Pacific opah), 4374 nucleotides long. Its product is annotated as NCK-interacting protein with SH3 domain-like. The record is from RefSeq and is a predicted model, not a curated record. Gene Ontology annotation, biological process: endocytosis. The coding region runs from base 1 to 2199 and encodes 732 amino acids. Gene Ontology annotation, molecular function: Arp2/3 complex binding; protein binding. NCBI's taxonomy places the organism in Eukaryota, Metazoa, Chordata, Actinopteri, Lampriformes, Lampridae. The transcript is spliced from 13 exons.